GCGGCUUCCCAUAUGCGGAGCUGAGCAAUCAUCAAGUACCAAUAUUCCUGACAGGCGGCGGUCGACUGCCGAAACCAGCGCGCGCCUCUGCUCGACUCUACCAGUUAAUGACCGAAUGCUGGUCGGAGAACCCCCAUGAUCGCCCAACGUUUGCCCUCAUAGUGGAGAAGCUUACUGCCCAGAGGCAACUCUACGUGGACCUCGACUGCCUUUACCCAGCAUCCGAAGACCACCUGACCCCUUUGAGUGACUACUUUAGCGCUGCGAGUGUUGACAGUGAAACCUUUGGGUAA
Parnassius apollo (apollo) is the source of this 293-nucleotide messenger RNA. The record is from the annotation of a GenBank genome assembly. Lineage: Eukaryota; Metazoa; Arthropoda; Insecta; Lepidoptera; Papilionidae.